CCAGAUAAUAAUGUUGUAGCAGUAAAUAGGCCACAACCAGCUGGUAAUACUAACGUAUUAACAAAUACGGAUGCACCUGCUAACACGGACACCUUUACCACAAACGACAACACACCACUACCUCAAACUGAAGCAGCACCACAAACUACUGCACCGUCUCAGGAACAAGUACCGACACUUACAGACACUGCACCACCACUUCAAACUGAAACAGCAUCACAAAUUACUGCGCCGUCUCAGGAAAAAAUACCGACACCACCUCAAACUGAAACAGCACCACAUACUUUUUUUGCAGACGGCACUUUGCCGAUAUUUACAGAUACUACAUCAACUCAAACUAAAACAGCGCCAUCAACUACAGAUACUUUUAUUGUAAGCAGCACAGAGAGCGUAAACGGUAAUGAGCAGAGCCAAGCUGAAUCUCGAACAGUUCAACAGCAAACAUCUCAAUCUCCUUCUUCUCGACAACAACAAACUCCCAAACCGUCACCAACAUCAUCAAAAGAUAAAAUUCUUGAUGUAACAUUGUCCGCAACAAUUUCAUCUGUAGUCGGUGUAGAAGUUGGGGUCGGA
This is a messenger RNA of Entrophospora sp. SA101, 573 nucleotides long. The record is from the annotation of a GenBank genome assembly. NCBI's taxonomy places the organism in Eukaryota, Fungi, Glomeromycota, Glomeromycetes, Entrophosporales, Entrophosporaceae.